Malus domestica (apple) is the source of this 1951-nucleotide messenger RNA. Its product is annotated as MLO-like protein 4. Lineage: Eukaryota; Viridiplantae; Streptophyta; Magnoliopsida; Rosales; Rosaceae. Gene Ontology annotation, biological process: defense response. The record is from RefSeq and is a predicted model, not a curated record. Gene Ontology annotation, cellular component: membrane.
AUGGAGGAGAUGAUACAGCAACAGAGGUCGUUGGCCGAGACGCCAACGUAUUCAGUUGCUUCGGUUAUUAUUGUUAUGGUCUUUGUCUGCCUUCUGGUAGAAAGGUCAAUCUACAGAUGUGGAAAGUGGUUGAAGAAGACAAGGAGGAAAGCGCUGUUUGCUUCUUUGGAGAAGAUUAAGGAAGAAUUGAUGCUGCUUGGCCUAAUAUCGUUGUUGUUGUCACAAUCGGCAAGGUGGAUCUCUGGGAUUUGUGUAAACUCUUCCCUUUUCACCAGUCAAUUUUACAUCUGUUCCGAGGAAGAUGACAGCACCAAGAAGCAUGUCAUGCUUGAAAGUUCUCCUAACAAGACUGAGAUUCCAAGAGGAUUAACUAAUUUUUCUCAUCAAUGUGGUGAGGGCCGGGAACCGUUUGUUUCUUAUGAGGGACUGGAGCAGCUGCACCGGUUCCUGUUCGUUCUUGGGAUCACCCAUGUGUUGUACAGUUGUUUGGCUGUGGCUUUGGCUAUGAGCAAGAUUUACAGUUGGAGGAAAUGGGAAAAUCAAGCGAUCUCAUUGGCUGAUGCGAAUUUUCAAGCAAAGAAAAACAAGGUCAUGAGGCGGCAGUCUACCUUUAUUUUCCAUCACACAUCUCAUCCAUGGAGCAGGAAUCGGCUUCUAAUUUGGAUGCUCUGCUUUCUACGACAAUUUAAGAGUUCUAUAGAGAGAUCAGAUUACUUGGCUCUGCGUUCGGGCUUCAUCAGUAAGCACAAACUUCCGCUUUCUUAUAAUUUUCAUAAAUACAUGGUCCGGAGUAUGGAAGAUGAAUUUCAGGGCAUUCUGGGUAUUAGCUGCCCACUUUGGGGAUAUUCCAUAGUCUGCAUAUUCGUAAAUGUUCAUGGUUUGAAUAUUUACUUUUGGCUUUCUUUCAUCCCUGCCAUUCUUGUCAUGCUGGUUGGAACGAAACUACAGCAUGUCGUCUCUUCCUUAGCACUUGAAGUGGAACAAACAGGGCCAGCUAAUGGGACUCAAGUAAAGCCACGUGAUGAUUUGUUUUGGUUUGGAAAACCUGUGAUACUAUUGCGGUUGAUACAGUUCAUCAUAUUUCAGAAUGCCUUUGAGAUGGCGACAUUUCUCUGGUCCUUGUGGGGGCUCAAGGAGAGAUCAUGCUUCAUGAAAAACCACUUAAUGAUCGCUAUUCGGUUGACCUGUGGUGUUCUUGUUCAGUUCUGGUGUAGUUACGGCACAGUGCCUCUGAACGUAAUUGUUACACAGAUGGGAUCCCAGUGUAAGAAAGCUCUUGUUGCUGAGAGUGUUAGAGAUUCGCUCCAUAGUUGGUGCAAGCGAGUAAAGGAGAGGUCUAAACAAUCACACGCAACAAGGUCAGUUUGUUCACUUGAUACAACAGACGAGAGGGAUGAGAUAACCGUUGCAUCUGGUACCUUGUCUCGGAACUCAUCCUUGGACUCCCUACAUCAAGUAACGGUAGCACCAAUGGAACAGCAACCCGAGGCUGAUCUACAGACUUCCGGACCACCUCAGCAUGACUACUCAUUUCGAGUGGAAGAGUAUUUAUCUGAUGCGGUGAGAAUGAGUGCAUCACAGCCUCCGAUAAACAGCGAUGAAGAUGAUGGAGUGGAAGAACAAAUGGAUACUCUAUUAGAGUUGUUUCAGAAAACAUGAAGGGCUUGAUUAGCAAGUUGAGGCUUCGUAAUUGGAAUCAACAGGAAUCCGACUCUGACUCGUCAUUCAACUCUAGUACAAUCCUAGCAUUUUGAUUACGGAUUAGUAAGCGAGGGCGUUGUUUAGGUUUAGAAAAUGGCUGAACACUUGGAAGUUUCUGUUAAGCCAUGUUAAAAUUCAUUCCACUGUCAGUUAAAUAUGGCUUUCUUCUACCUUCACAAGCACUUUUAUUACAAGUUCUUCCCUCUUGAACCUUACUUUUACUAACAAACGUUGUCACAUGUUCUUUUAA